UUAUCCUAUGGGGGGCGGGCAAAUGUAACAAUAGAGCAGCAAGUGCUAGCGUCAAGCUAACUGCUAACAACAUAACCCCCCUCCCCCUGCACCGUUUGGGGCUUAGCUUUUGGGUGUCUGCGGGCUCAACAGGGUAAACAUGCAGAAAUAUGAAAAGCUCGAAAAAAUCGGAGAAGGUACAUAUGGGACCGUUUUCAAGGCUAAAAACAGAGAAACACAUGAAAUCGUGGCUCUAAAAAGAGUCCGUUUGGACGACGAUGACGAGGGCGUGCCAAGCUCUGCCCUGAGAGAAAUAUGUCUGCUCAAGGAACUCAAACAUAAAAACAUUGUCAGACUACAUGACGUUUUGCACAGUGACAAGAAGUUAACGUUGGUGUUUGAAUACUGUGACCAGGAUUUGAAGAAAUACUUUGACAGCUGCAAUGGGGAUUUAGACCCUGAAACAGUCAAGUCGUUCAUGUCCCAGCUGUUGAAAGGACUCGCUUUCUGUCACAGUCGAAAUGUUCUUCACAGAGAUCUGAAGCCGCAGAAUCUUCUCAUCAACAGAAACGGCGAGCUGAAGCUGGCUGACUUUGGGUUAGCACGAGCUUUUGGCAUUCCUGUGAGGUGUUACUCUGCUGAGGUGGUGACAUUGUGGUACCGACCCCCAGAUGUGCUAUUUGGUGCUAAACUCUAUUCUACCUCUAUUGACAUGUGGUCUGCCGGCUGCAUUUUUGCAGAGCUGGCAAACGCUGGAAGGCCUUUAUUUCCUGGUAACGAUGUGGAUGACCAGUUAAAAAGAAUCUUCAGGUUGUUGGGAACGCCGACAGAAGAACAGUGGCAGACAAUGACCAAGCUCCCAGAUUACAAGCCAUAUCCUUUAUAUCCGGCUACCACCUCACUGGUCAACGUGGUGCCUAAGCUGAGUAGUACAGGUCGAGAUCUCCUCCAGAACCUUCUGAAAUGUAACCCGGUCCAGAGGAUCUCUGCAGAAGAAGCUUUGCAGCACCCUUACUUUCCAGACUUCUGCCCUCCCUAAAUCCCUGGUAGCCCCUUCCGCUCGGCCGCCACAAUCAAUUCUCCCGUCACGCGAGCAGGUCAUCAGAAGCACGCCAAGCCCUCUCCGCUCAAGUAAAAACACGUCUCAUUGAGACCAAAGCUGCUUUUUCCACCGCACGGUACUGACUCGACUCUUCCAUGCUGAAGAUGAGCUUAUAAACAAACUAAAACUUCAGAACCGUAAUUAUGUUUUAGCGAGCUAGGUAAUACAGCAACAGCUGUUCAUGUUCUAUUUUCUAGUCAUGCUUGUUUGUUACCAGGCACCAUUUUUCAUUGUCUCCUGAAACCCAAUUAAAAAUGCUCAUUAGUCUAUUUCCUUGGAAACUUAGGGAAGAGAAAGGACAGUGAGGGUCGGCUAACUCAUUAACAUGACAUCAUUUUAUUACAUCGGUGUAUAAUUAUUUAGUUGUUUUACUGUAUUUCCUCAUAUAGUGGUCUAGGGCACUUAUUUACUCACCUGCAGGGAGAGUAGCGGGCAUAUUUUAGUGGUAAAUGUUUGAUAAGAGGGAGGCCUAUAUUUGCACAAAAGCAUUUUUAUAAUAAAAAUAAUUUUCCCCACACACAUAGAUUAAAUAUUGUAAAUAGUGUUAUGGCCUCUGUCGUGCAGAUGUAUUUUCAUUACAAUGAAUAAUAUGAUUUUGAUUUAAUAAUACAUUGUAAAUAUUAAAAUAAAAGUUAGAGUACUAAUUGGCCAUGAUGCAAAAUUUUGUGUUCAUAUGUGGGCGGGUAAAUCUGAGAGUAUUUUUUUCAUAAGAAAUGUGCAACAUUAUCUCAGGUUGUUAAACCGUUUUAAGCAACAACAAAAUAAGUUAUUGACUUAGAGGUAUUUAAUUUUGUGCAGCGCACGGCCGAUUAUUGGAAAAAAAUGAAAGAAAAAAUUCAUGAUUUCCCGGGUGUCAUGCAAGUGUGCACUGAUUUUAAAGAUGCAAUGAGUGAUAUAGCACUAUAUUGAUGAACAGAUGCCUCAUAAUGCACGACCAAGUCCGCUGUGGGAAAUACCAUAUUCUCCCAUGUGCUUAAGUGAAAACAGCUGUGCGAUUGUGUGGAUUCUCUCCCUCUCGACCUCAGUAAAAGAUGCGCAUUCAGGCUGGAGCAAGCCUUAAUUGUGGGCGUUUCCGUGUCAAAUAUAGCCUUCCGCGUAGUCCCGCGAUGAUUUCAAUACAUUCGCUCUUACCUCUUACGUGGGCAGCACAGUGGCGCUGUUGUUACCAUUUGUUCCUUACAGUGAGAAGGUCGGGGAAUGGAUUCUUUCUCUGAUAAGUGUGCUCGUUCUCCCAGUGACUGUGGGUUCUCUGCGGGUCGUCAAAUUGCAUCAAAACUAUGAAUGUACACAUGAGGUGUUAUGUACUUAACAAAAAAAGGUGAUUUAACUGAAAACAUACUUUAUAUUCUAGUUUCUUUAAAAUAGCCACCCUUUGCUCUGAUUACUGCUUGGCACACUCUUGGCAUUCUCUUGAUGAGCUUAAAGAGGUAGUCACCUGAAAUGGUUUUCACUUCACAGGUGUGCUUGAAUCUCAUUAAGAGACUGCCAAGAGUGUGCAAAGCAGUAAUCAGAGCAAAGGGUGGCUAUUUUGAAGAAACUAGAAUAUAAAACAUGUUUUCAAUUACUUCACCUUUUUUUGCUAAGUAUAUAACUGUGUAGACAUGUGUUCAUUCAUAGUUUUGAUGCCUUCAGUGAAAAUCUAUAAGGUAAAUAGUCAUGAAAAUAAAGAAAACUCAUUGAAUGAGAAGGAGUGUCCAAACUUUAGACCUGUACUUUAUGUGACUAUAUAACAGAAAAUACAUUAAUGAGGUCGUGUCUAUCAAUUAAUUUGAUAUUUUUGACAGUUGAUAUCAAACUCACGCUGCCCGCGCGCACACACACACAAAAACACACAAAGAGCUGUAUAAGCAUACACACACUACAACACCAUGGCGACACACGUACGCGUCGGAAUUGCUUGGUUUGAUACGGCCUUGUCAUAUUUAAAGUGUUUCAAUGACAUUUCAUGUGUUAAGUAGAAUUCCAUGAUUCUCACGUAACCGAGCAAAAUACGAAAAGUGUAAUGAGCCCGCCUAUAUUCACAACUCGGGCCUCACUCGGGAGGAUAUGAAAAAGAGAAGCGUGCGUAAUAUUAGCACACAAAACGGGAGAAGAAGGACCCUAUGUGGGCAUGAGAUGUGUAAGUUAGAACAAAAGGCUGCACAGACAAACUAGAACAGGGGUGUCAAACUCAUUUUAGCUCAGGGGCCACGAGGAAAAUCCAUUCCCAAGUGGGCCGGACUGGUAAAUUCAUGUCAUAAGAACCUAAAAAUAAAGACAACUUCGGAUUGUUUUCUUUGUUUUGCUUUGGCCAAAAAUGGAACAAGCACAUUGUGAAAAAGUACAAUUCAAGUUAGUUGAAAAUUGUGAGGCAAAAAUUGGUGCAGUUUCAAAAACACCAUGAUGAACACAAUGACCUUAAACUGUCUCAGUGUACCUACAAAGUCUUUAAGUCACAGCCUAUUUGGGAUUGAACCAAAUACAUAAUAGAUAAAAAUAAUUCUAAUGUAGGUAUCAAAUACCUCAUUUGUUAUUUCCACAUAUUAAUCCUGUACCAACUCAAAAGAAACUAUUCAGAGACUUGAGUUACUCUUUGCGUUCACUUUUUUCAUUUUUGACAGACACUUUUAAAGUUAAAGUACCAAUGAUUAUCACACACACACUCGGUGUGGUGAAAUUUUCCUCUGCAUUUGACCUAUCACACUUGAUCAACCCCCUGGGAGGUGAGGGGAGCAGUGAGCAGCAGCAGUGGGCGCACCCUGGAAUAAUUUUUGUGAUUUAGCAGGUGACAUUUCAUUUGGGUGGAGGGGGAGGAGCCGUAGCCAUGCUUUACCGUGUACCUCUUGCUUGGCUUCGGUAUAAACAGUUUACUUGCCUCACAGAAUUGCUAUUGUGACAUUCAGUGGACACAUUUAGAAAAACUGUUUAUUUCAUUAAAAAACCUCAGCUCAUUUGUAUACUCCGCAAACACAACUCGCGGGCCGGAUAAAACGUGUGCGGGCCUGAUCGUACGUUUGACACCCUUGAUCUAAAUCAUGCCAAAUAUACGGGGAAAAACUAAACAGACACCAAUUUUUUCUGUGGCGAGCUACCACACAUAAAUGAAAGUAUGGGAAAGUGGUCGUUGUGAAAGUGAGGUAUAUUUCUUGACAAAGUGAAUGACCCUACCUGGUGGUUGAGGUCACUAUUUGAGGAAAUGCAGUACAUGUCAGCUAUCUGUUAAGUUGGUACCUUGGGCAGGAAAAAGAGCAGCAGGUUUAAUUAGUCACUUAAGUAUUAGUUUCUUUCAGCUAAAACUUUUGUCUGUUUUCAAUCUUUGAUCAAGGCUGAGCUUGAUGCCCUUCGGCCUGUGCUGAUGAAAUCCAAUGAAAGCACUUUUUUGUAACGGAGGGUGGGCGGCUGUGUUGAAGGAAUGCAAGAGCAGUCAAAUUAAGUGGAGAUAGUGACAAUAUUAAUACUUACGUGUGUUUUUGGGUGGAGAGGCAGCUGAUGUCAUGAACUUGGUCACCCGUAGAAAAAAAUGUCAGCUUAACCUAAACAGCAUUGAUCAUUUGGAGGGAAAACAAGCAGAAAAACACUUGGAAUACACACGUUGUGUUCUAACUUCUCUUAUAUAGCAAUACAAUUCGACAAACAUGUAUUUUCGUCCCACUCACCAGCCUGUGUUCAAGUUGGUAAAAAAAGAUUUUGACAAUGGCACAAGAAGCUAUUUUAUUUGAUGAUUUCCCCCACAUUCUUUGCACACUUUUUACCUCACAGACAUCAUGACGUAUGUGAAGUUUAACACCUGAGAUUAUCACAGCUGGUUUUCCACAAUUGGGCCAAUACUUUAUGAAUAAAACUAUGGACAUCGGUGAUACUUCUUGGAGAAGAAAUGGGACAUCUUUCACUUGCACCGAUUAUUAGUGCUUUUACUUCUUCUCCCACGAAGGCCUACAAAAGGUAUUUGGCGCAGCUAUCUUCCAUUUUGUUUUUUAGUUUUGCAGAAAUGGUUGCAUGUAUUUAUUAUUAUUAUUAUUGCUGGAAUGUGAAGCAUCUUUCAUACUACUGUUAGCAGGCUGUGUGUAGAUAUCUUGGUGUGUGUGGAUUAAGUUAUAAUGAAAAACAAAACCCAACAAAAACAUGUUUUUGUGGAGUUUCAGACAAAAAGACUGCCGUAGACUUCUUUGAUACAGUUUCUGUUUGUCAUUUUCAACUUUUUUUUUUCUGUAUGGCACUUUUUUUUGUAGCACAUUUGUUUGCUUCUGUUGGCAGAAGCUGGGACAGUUUUUGUUAUCACUGAUAUUUUUGUUUCUGUACAUUUCAGCCAAUAAGAUUCAGUGUUCAGUAAAGUGGACAUUAAUGCUU
Nerophis ophidion (straightnose pipefish) is the source of this 5407-nucleotide messenger RNA. RefSeq names its product cyclin dependent kinase 5 (gene cdk5). Lineage: Eukaryota; Metazoa; Chordata; Actinopteri; Syngnathiformes; Syngnathidae. Gene Ontology annotation, molecular function: cyclin-dependent protein serine/threonine kinase activity; ATP binding. Gene Ontology annotation, biological process: synaptic vesicle transport; axonogenesis; neuron apoptotic process. The record is from RefSeq and is a predicted model, not a curated record. The coding region runs from base 140 to 1018 and encodes 292 amino acids. The transcript is spliced from 12 exons. Gene Ontology annotation, cellular component: nucleus; cytoplasm.